UGAAUCAUCCCGGAGAUGGAAUUGCUUCUUUGAAGAAGUAACUCACUAUAUAUACAGACCGCUAGAUAGGGACUCUGGCAACGAAGAGCAUUGCAAACAAGACGAGAAUGGCAAGCCAGAGUUUCUUGAGGGCUUUGAUUCUGUGUCUCACAGCAAUCGUUGGAUUAACUCAGGCUCAAUUGCAGCAAAACUUCUAUGCCAAGACCUGCCCAACAGCCGAGGCGAUCGUCUACAAAUAUGUUCAUGAGCAUAUCCGCAAUGCCCCUUCAUUAGCAGCUGCUCUUAUUAGAUUGAAUUUCCAUGACUGCUUUGUCAGGGGAUGCGAUGCAUCAGUGCUUCUGAACUCAACAACCAACCAAGCUGAGAAGAAUUCUCCCCCAAAUCUUAGCCUCAGAGGCUUUGACUUCAUUGACAGGAUUAAGAGCCUAGUUGAAGCUGAAUGUCCCGGUGUAGUCUCCUGUGCUGAUAUUCUAGCUCUAACUGCCAGAGACGCUAUUGUCGCCACUGGUGGUCCCUUCUGGAAAGUUACUACAGGUAGAAGGGAUGGGACUGUCUCUAACCUUACAGAAGCUUUGUUCGGCAUUCCAGCUCCAUUUCACAACAUCACCGUCCUCCAAGGAAUCUUUGCCGGCGUGGGACUUGAUUUGAAAGACCUAGUCCUUCUCUCAGGUGCACACACAAUCGGCGUCUCCCAUUGCUCACCAUUCUCAAACCGCCUGUACAACUUCACUGGUAAAGGUGAUCAAGACCCAUCUCUAGACAGUGAAUACGCAGAGAAUCUCAAGAAGUUCAAGUGCAAGACCAGCACUGAUAACACCACACUUGUUGAGAUGGACCCUGGAAGCCGCAAGACAUUUGAUCUUAGCUAUUAUGUUCACGUGGUUAAGAGAAGGGGUCUAUUCGAAUCAGAUGCUGCGUUGUUGAACAACCCAGUUACAAAAUCUCUCGUCAACCUGCUGCUUCAGGGUUCAAUGGAAAAUUUCUUUGCUGAAUUUGCCAAGUCUAUGGAGAAGAUGAUCCAGAUCAAUGUCUUGACUGGGACACAAGGGCAGAUCCGGAAGCACUGUGCCCUCGUCAACAACUAAGUGAUGACUAGUCUUUCAUCCAUUCGGGUGCAUUCUGUAAUUUAUUUUAUUAUUUUAUUCUAUUAAUUUCUGGGGUUUGGCAAUGUUUGUUCUUCUUCUUCUUUUUUGGGUAGGCAGUAAUGUAUGUUCCGUCUCAGUUGUGUCUUAUUUGUUUGAUCCCAAUGAUCAAGUUGUAUGUUGUGGGCAUAAAUGAAUCUCAUUGUAACUUUCUGGUUUCAAGAGAGAUAAGUUCUUGAUAUUAAGGAAAGGCAGAAUUGAGAGA
Molecule: messenger RNA, 1347 nt
Organism: Prosopis cineraria
Lineage: Eukaryota; Viridiplantae; Streptophyta; Magnoliopsida; Fabales; Fabaceae
Product: peroxidase 3-like
Exons: 4
Coding region: 108-1085 (325 amino acids)
Biological process (GO): response to oxidative stress; hydrogen peroxide catabolic process
Cellular component (GO): plasmodesma; plant-type cell wall
Molecular function (GO): heme binding; peroxidase activity
Source: RefSeq, a predicted model, not a curated record